CCCUCUCCCGGGGACCCCUUCCCCCACCAGCCCCACUCCCUGGAGCCUGUUACCGACACACCGCACCAGAAUCUCCCACUGAGGAAGACACACUCUGACCUCGACACAACCUUACCUGCAGACAACCGUUUGGGGCUGCCUGCCCCAGAUCACCUUCACCCAGAAACUAUGGACCAUUCUGGGCUGCUCUGCUCAAAUACACCCACCGCUUCCUGGAACGGACCCAAGGGUUCCACCUUUUCUCCUGGAGCGUGGAACGAGCCUUACAAUUACAGUAAGAACAAAGGACCAGCGGUACCACCCAAACAGCACAGUAUUAUCGGAGGAGGGACCCAGGAGGGGGUGAUGCUGGUGAGCUCAGGACAUUCAAGCUCAUUCAAGACUGUGACAGACCCUUCUCGGAGACCAUUGAAUAACAUGGACAUAGGGAAGCGGAGUGAGACAGAGGGGGCUGCAGUCGAUGGAGGAAGAGGGGGAGGAGGAGGGGAAGCAGUGCGAGGACGGGAGAGGUCGGCACGUUCCAUAGCAGCACAGAAUGCUUUCAAGUUUCGAGAGCGUUCCCUUUCCACACCCACAGAUUCUGGAUCUUUUUGUUUCACAGAGGGUGUUAUAGGCCAUCCGGAUGGUAAUAUAACAUCUACAGGAAAUGGGAAUACUAUGGACCACCAACAAGAGCAUCACAACUUCCUUGGCUUAGGUGAGAAUUAUGCCCUUCUCUACCCUAGAGGGAGCUCAGAGGACAGCGCAAGUACGACUGACACAAUCUCCGUCACAGCUUCAGACUACAGCACAGAAGGCCGUUUGCGCCUACGUUCCCGCUCCAUCUCCCUUAAAAAAUCCAAACGAAAGCCACCACCCCCUGUGAGGAGUGUCUCUCUUAUGAAAAACCUUGGAGAAGCUGAGGGCAGAAUACACCAUCAAGGUGGUCUUUACAGAGAUGGCCGACCAAAGAGCCUGCACAUCCCCAGGGAUCACUUCCCUGACUUUCAGCCAGAUUUCCUUCUGCCCAACUUGUCUAAAACCAGUAUUGGUGAGCGAGAGCCAGGCCAAGGAGGGAAUGACAGACCUCCAAGUCUAGAGGUUCAGGCCCCAGAGAGGGAGGGGGAGACAGAAAUUACUUUUCCCACGCACUGGCAGCUAGGGGAGUGGAAGAGCAAUGAUCCAUACAGGUCUCUGUCAGGCUCGAGCACAGCAACAGGUACCACAGUGAUCGAAUGUAUGAAAGUCAGAGGUAGCUCAGAGUCCCUUCUUGACUCUCCCUCCACCUCGAGAGCCACAUCACCCUCACAGCUUUCCAUGGAGACUGACAUCAAGGCAUCAUCCCCCUUCAAACCUCCAGGACUUAUGUCCCCAUCAAGUGGCUAUUCCAGCCAGUCAGAGACUCCCACCCCAACUGUUCCACUCAGUCAUCUGGCAGGUCAGGGGACUGUGGGUACAACAGGUACAACAGGUUGUAAGAUGCGCCCCAAAAUCCCAGAGAGGAAAUCAUCUCUACCAUCACCCAAGGAUCCAGCUGCUAGGUCUAGACUGUCCUUUGAAAUGCCUGGGAAUGCACAUCUGGAGCUUUCGUCCAUCAAGCCAAAACAAAAGGCCAGCCGGCGGCAUUCUGACACUUCGACAGCAGCAAAGCCAGGAAAGAUCAGCCCGAGUUCCUCACAGGCACUGCCUAUGGUUACCCAGAAUGAGCUAAAGACUGUUCGGCUUCGUUCAGUUUCUCGUGGAGACCUAGAAGACUGCCCUGAUGGAGCCUCUGACACCAUCGAAGAGGAACAGCAUGGCCGCGACAUAGGCGAGGAUCCCAGCCCACCACCCACUCUACCAAAACCUAAACCACCUGUUGCAGUCAAGCCUCCCUUACCUAAACGGCCAAUGAACCUUCUUUUCAAGUCUCCUUCUCCUUCCUCCACUUCCCCUCUGGCGCUUGACUCGCCUCCUGCCUCACCUGUAGACCGACCUGUGCCUCUAGGCAACAUCUACAAAGUCAUGAAAAAGCCAAAACCCAAAAAACCUCCACCACAAGCUCCAACAAAUCCCACUAUUCUGUCAGAUUCAAACUCUAUGAGUGCUCCACAAACUGCCUAUGAUAAAUCGUUCCUCCCCCUAUCCCAGUCCCUGUUUGAUCUCCCUCCUCUCCCAGACCCUCAGCCUCUCCUGGAAGACCCAGUUUUGGAGCCUGAAUUUGAUGUUGACCAAGAGAUUCGUCUUGGCCCCGAAGAUGGAGGCUCACUCCCUUCACCUUGCAGCAAUCAGGAAGCCCCAGAACUUCAGGACAAGAGCAAGACGCUACCCUCAAGGAUGACAGUCUCCUGUCUGGCAGAGCUGUCAGACAAAAAGAAACCCAAGGUUCCACCUCCAGUUCCCAAGAAGCCAAAUGUUCUGCUUCUCCCCACGUCAGUCCACUCCUCCACUAAUGGCAGCACAGACCGUCAGACGCCACAGACUGACAGCCCCGUGCGUCUUCGGUCUCCGGUAGGAACAUUCCCACCAGACGAUAUUCUCAAUGCUCCCAGUGUUCCCGACAUGCCUGAGCAAGAUGAGAACCACUUGGGAACAGAUGAAGAAAGUUCCAAAGAGUCAUCACUACAAUCCUCUCUUCAAGAUUCCUCUCUCACAGAGCUGGAAGGGAAGAUGGCUGGUACUGGAAUUGGGACAGAUGAACCAGCAGCCAGUGAAAAGACUGUAUUGCACAUCGAAGAGGAAACAGAUGACGACUUGUUGGCCAGCACACCUACAACACACACCACCGAAGACCUCUUCACUAUUAUACACAGGUCCAAACGAAAGGUCCUGGGUCGCAAAGAACCUUCCGACUCGUUUGGCAGUCGCCAGAGCUUGGUGUCACCGGUGAAGCACAGCACCAGCGGUAGCGACCUCAGAAAUCUAACCUUGGGCAGCAGCCAGAGGUCGAGCUCCCGCAACGAGAACUUCAUGGCCCUCCUUCAGAAGAAAGGCAACAAGUCUUCCAGUGGAGGAACCAGAGUCUCUGCCAUGGAGCUUCUAAAAAGCACAAACCCCCUGGCCCGACGUGUCACGGAGUUUUCAGCCAACAUGGCAUCGAAUGCCGAGGGAGGAGAGACAACGGCUGGGAACGACAAACCCAGCGAUCAGUGAAUGGAAGCGUCUACGCAGAUGUAAACCAGGUCUGUUUGCUGUCGACAAAGCUACCAACCAUUUCCAUGGCCUGCCACCCUAUGGGGGACGGGGCCAUCUGACAAACAUGUCCAACCAGAUUGCUCCAACUACUGGUUGACCAUUUGCACUGUCCAAUCAAAUUGGAGCACACCUUUGGACAAAAUGGUCCCUCCCACGGUUGGAGCACUGUUGGUCCGAGUCAAACCAGCCCCUCUAGGAAAGCAAGACAUCAAUGGAGAGAAAAGUAGGUUCUCACAAUAUAUUUAAUGAAAGUGGAGGUUUUGAGGUCAUGCUUCUAAACUGCACUGCACUAUCUUUUCCUCAUUGGGAAUUUGUUCAGUGUGGAGGCUAGUUGGGUGGAGCAGACACUGGGAAUGUAAAGAUACACAGCAGGUAUCUUUACUCCCGGGCUUCUUCCAGAUGAAUACAACAAAAAAAAACCCUGAUGACUACGGGGGAGUGUAUCUGAACCUGUGACCAUAUUAAUCCCAACCCCUAAAGAGGAAUCCGAUCAAUCCACAAAACAAAUGGAAUAAAAACACUGAAAAUACAAGACUUUAACACAAUUUACCCUCGAUUCUACCAAACCCCUUGGGCUAGCAGCAUUACAGGUCCAUCACCUGUGGACCACUGACAAAGGAAAUAUUCCCAAACCUUGGACCUUGUGGUUCCGUCUUCUCUCCACGGUGAAUGCGACACCACAGCAGCCCUCUCAGCUCCAGACAGACAGGAUUACAUAAAAGAGCAGGAUUUACAAAGAGAAACCACAAGGCGGGGGCACGCUUUUUGCCACCAAAGAUGAGGCAUGAGCAUACCACACGUGUUAUCGCUCGUGCUGUGAACACGAACACGGACCUUCACAAAGCAUUCCACAAAGGCGCUCGGCAAACGGACCACAUUUUUGGAACAUAAGCACUUUUUCCCCCCUUACUGGUGUCGCAGGUCGUUUACACGGCGCAAACGCUGCGCCGCUACCUUUUUCCUCAUCUGUUACUAUCUUUUCACUCUUUCUUUGGAUUCUUUUUUUUUUCUUUUUGCAUAUAUUUUUUCUUAAACGUACCCAGUGGCCAUAUACUGUACAUGUUAAACUGGAUCAUACUGUAAUGUAUCAUGUACAAAGAUAAAUGUAACGCAUCUAUCAACAACUAUCAUCCGCAGAAACAAAGACUAUAAAUAGUGUACAAAGCAGCAAGAAGAUUGGACUACAAACUGCCCACGCAGUGAGGGGAAUACACACACUCAAACACACACACACACACACACACGCAAAGACUGCCAAGCAAAAUGUUACUGAAGACAAACAAACAAAACAUGGAGAAAAAAAGAAGACCAAUUUACACACAAGUGUGUGUGUGUUCAUACAAAGAGUGUGAGGAGGAUAUCAUGCCUGUGGAGUUUCUGUACGGAGAGCAUGAAGCAGGCCUGCUUAUUAAACAGGGUUUUUAUUCAUUUUGGUCUCUGGUGUUGGGACCAAAGGACUGUUAAACACUACAAACAGACCAGAGGGGACCUAAAGGUGUGUG
Molecule: messenger RNA, 4655 nt
Organism: Neolamprologus brichardi
Lineage: Eukaryota; Metazoa; Chordata; Actinopteri; Cichliformes; Cichlidae
Source: RefSeq, a predicted model, not a curated record